Knipowitschia caucasica is the source of this 3201-nucleotide messenger RNA. NCBI's taxonomy places the organism in Eukaryota, Metazoa, Chordata, Actinopteri, Gobiiformes, Gobiidae. The record is from the annotation of a GenBank genome assembly.
AUGCAAAGUCAUGUAAAUGUGGCUCAUGAUGAAGACACACGGCCGUUUAUAACACCGGAGACGGCGGCGGCUCGGCCUCGCCACACGUGCACACGCCCAGGAUCACAGCCACACGUGCACACGCCCAGGAUCACAGCCACACGUGCACACGCCCAGGAUCACAGCCACACGUGCACAACCCCAGGAUCACAGCCACACGUGCACACGCCCAGGAUCACAGCCACACGUGCACACGCCCAGGAUCACAGCCACACGUGCACACGCCCAGGAUCACAGCCACACGUGCACAACCCCAGGAUCACAGCCACACGUGCACACGCCCAGGAUCACAGCCACACGUGCACACGCCCAGGAUCACAGCCACACGUGCACACGCCCAGGAUCACAGCCACACGUGCACAACCCCAGGAUCACAGCCACACGUGCACACGCCCAGGAUCACAGCCACACGUGCACAACCCCAGGAUCACAGCCACACGUGCACAACCCCAGGAUCACAGCCACACGUGCACAACCCCAGGAUCACAGCCACACGUGCACACGCCCAGGAUCACAGCCACACGUGCACACGCCCAGGAUCACAGCCACACGUGCACAACCCCAGGAUCACAGCCACACGUGCACACGCCCAGGAUCACAGCCACACGUGCACACACCCAGGAUCACAGCCACACGUGCACACACCCAGGAUCACAGCCACACGUGCACAACCCCAGGAUCACAGCCACACGUGCACAACCCCAGGAUCACAGCCACACGUGCACAACCCCAGGAUCACAGCCACACGUGCACACGCCCAGGAUCACAGCCACACGUGCACAACCCCAGGAUCACAGCCACACGUGCACAACCCCAGGAUCACAGCCACACGUGCACACGCCCAAGAUCACAGCCACACGUGCACACGCCCAGGAUCACAGCCACACGUGCACAACCCCAGGAUCACAGCCACACGUGCACACGCCCAGGAUCACAGCCACACGUGCACACGCCCAGGAUCACAGCCACACGUGCACAACCCCAGGAUCACAGCCACACGUGCACACGCCCAGGAUCACAGCCACACGUGCACAACCCCAGGAUCACAGCCACACGUGCACAAUCCCAGGAUCACAGCCACACGUGCACAACCCCAGGAUCACAGCCACACGUGCACACGCCCAGGAUCACAGCCACACGUGCACACGCCCAGGAUCACAGCCACACGUGCACACGCCCAGGAUCACAGCCACACGUGCACAAUCCCAGGAUCACAGCCACACGUGCACACACCCAGGAUCACAGCCACACGUGCACACACCCAGGAUCACAGCCACACGUGCACAACCCCAGGAUCACAGCCACACGUGCACACACCCAGGAUCACAGCCACACGUGCACACACCUAGGAUCACAGCCACACGUGCACAACCCCAGGAUCACAGCCACACGUGCACAACCCCAGGAUCACAGCCACACGUGCACAACCCCAGGAUCACAGCCACACGUGCACACGCCCAGGAUCACAGCCACACGUGCACAACCCCAGGAUCACAGCCACACGUGCACACGCCCAGGAUCACAGCCACACGUGCACAACCCCAGGAUCACAGCCACACGUGCACACGCCCAGGAUCACAGCCACACGUGCACAACCCCAGGAUCACAGCCACACGUGCACACGCCCAGGAUCACAGCCACACGUGCACACGCCCAGGAUCACAGCCACACGUGCACAACCCCAGGAUCACAGCCACACGUGCACACGCCCAGGAUCACAGCCACACGUGCACAACCCCAGGAUCACAGCCACACGUGCACACGCCCAGGAUCACAGCCACACGUGCACACGCCCAGGAUCACAGCCACACGUGCACAACCCCAGGAUCACAGCCACACGUGCACACGCCCAGGAUCACAGCCACACGUGCACACGCCCAGGAUCACAGCCACACGUGCACAACCCCAGGAUCACAGCCACACGUGCACACGCCCAGGAUCACAGCCACACGUGCACACGCCCAGGAUCACAGCCACACGUGCACAACCCCAGGAUCACAGCCACACGUGCACAACCCCAGGAUCACAGCCACACGUGCACACGCCCAAGAUCACAGCCACACGUGCACAACCCCAGGAUCACAGCCACACGUGCACACGCCCAGGAUCACAGCCACACGUGCACACACCCAGGAUCACAGCCACACGUGCACAACCCCAGGAUCACAGCCACACGUGCACACGCCCAGGAUCACAGCCACACGUGCACACGCCCAGGAUCACAGCCACACGUGCACAACCCCAGGAUCACAGCCACACGUGCACACGCCCAGGAUCACAGCCACACGUGCACACGCCCAGGAUCACAGCCACACGUGCACAACCCCAGGAUCACAGCCACACGUGCACACGCCCAGGAUCACAGCCACACGUGCACACGCCCAGGAUCACAGCCACACGUGCACAACCCCAGGAUCACAGCCACACGUGCACAACCCCAGGAUCACAGCCACACGUGCACACGCCCAAGAUCACAGCCACACGUGCACAACCCCAGGAUCACAGCCACACGUGCACACGCCCAGGAUCACAGCCACACGUGCACACGCCCAGGAUCACAGCCACACGUGCACAACCCCAGGAUCACAGCCACACGUGCACACGCCCAGGAUCACAGCCACACGUGCACACGCCCAGGAUCACAGCCACACGUGCACACGCCCAGGAUCACAGCCACACGUGCACAACCCCAGGAUCACAGCCACACGUGCACACGCCCAGGAUCACAGCCACACGUGCACACGCCCAGGAUCACAGCCACACGUGCACACGCCCAGAUCACAGCCACACGUGCACAACCCCAGGAUCACAGCCACACGUGCACACGCCCAGGAUCACAGCCACACGUGCACAAUCCCAGGAUCACAGCCACACGUGCACAACCCCAGGAUCACAGCCACACGUGCACACGCCCAGGAUCACAGCCACACGUGCACACGCCCAGGAUCACAGCCACACGUGCACAACCCCAGGAUCACAGCCACACGUGCACACGCCCAGGAUCACAGCCACACGUGCACAAUCCCAGGAUCACAGCCACACGUGCACAAUCCCAGGAUCACAGCCACACCAAGAAGAGACCAAGAAGAGCCGGAGCUAGAGUCACAAAAGGAGGAGCAGAGAAUCCAACAUCAUCUCAGAUUCACAUUGAGACAAAUAUAA